UUUUUUAAUUUUUAGCUAAUUAAGCUUUCCGUAUAAAGCUUCAAUUAACAGUUUCUUUCAGAAAAAGAAACUACACCACUAUCUUUCUUCUCUCUCCGUAUAGCCUACUAUCAAAAUCUCUCAAAUUAAGGAGAGAAGCAAACUUGUGUACUAAAGUAGAUAUAAUUAGUAUCAAGUAAGGUAUUAAUUGAUUAAUUAGAAGAGAUGGGGAGAGGAAAAAUUGUGAUUCAAAGGAUUGACAACACAACAAGCAGGCAAGUGACUUUCUCAAAGAGAAGAAAUGGACUUCUCAAAAAGGCUAAAGAGCUGGCAAUCCUUUGUGAUGCUGAAGUUGGACUCAUUAUUUUCUCCAGCACUGGAAAACUCUAUGAAUUUGCCAGCAACAGCAUGAGGUCUGCAAUUGAUAGAUACGACAAGAUAAAGGAGGAGCAUAAUCACCUCAUGAGUCCUAUGUCAGAGGUCAAGUUUUGGCAAAGGGAAGUAGCAAACUUGAGGCAGCAGCUGCAUUACUUGCAAGAAAAUCACAGGCAGCUUCUGGGUGAAGAACUUUCUGGACUCAGCAUCAAAGAUCUAACAAAUCUGGAAAACCAAAUUGAAAUGAGUUUGAAAGGCAUCCGAAAGCAAAAGGAGCAGAUUUUGACUGAUGAAAUCAGAGAACUAAAUCAGAAGGGCAAUCUUAUCCAUCAAGAAAAUAUAGAACUCUAUAAAAAGGUAAACCUCGUUCGACAAGAGUAUACAGAAUUGCAGAAAAAGGUUUCUGAGCAAGGAUGUGGAAGUGAACCGAGUGGGGGCGUUCAGGCCACACAUACAAUCAGCAACAGAUAUGAUCUACAUGAACCAAUCAAUCUCCAGCUAAGCCAGCCACAAACACAGAAGAAUGAAACAUCAACAAGUGCCAUGCAGCUUGGGUUACAACUGCACUACACAGAAGACUGACAGCUCUCUGUUUUCUCAACUAGCCUUACAGCAAGAGAUACUUCUAUGAAUCUCAUUCUUGAUCAAGCUAGAAGGAAAAAGUUCAUCAAGCCUGAGAGGAGAUUCAGCUCUGCUGAUAUGUUGGAUAGUUUUACGAUUUAUGUGAACAGGCAGAAGUUAUCUAUGUAAAGUUAUUUUAACUUAAACUAAGAAUAAAAUGUGGGAAUUAUCACUUG
Messenger RNA from Lycium barbarum (goji berry), 1151 nucleotides. RefSeq names its product MADS-box transcription factor 23-like. NCBI's taxonomy places the organism in Eukaryota, Viridiplantae, Streptophyta, Magnoliopsida, Solanales, Solanaceae. Gene Ontology annotation, molecular function: DNA-binding transcription factor activity, RNA polymerase II-specific; RNA polymerase II cis-regulatory region sequence-specific DNA binding; protein dimerization activity. Gene Ontology annotation, cellular component: nucleus. Bases 205 to 936 code for a protein of 243 amino acids. The record is from RefSeq and is a predicted model, not a curated record. Gene Ontology annotation, biological process: positive regulation of transcription by RNA polymerase II. The transcript is spliced from 9 exons.